Molecule: messenger RNA, 688 nt
Organism: Rhagoletis zephyria (snowberry fruit fly)
Lineage: Eukaryota; Metazoa; Arthropoda; Insecta; Diptera; Tephritidae
Product: dynamin-1-like protein
Biological process (GO): peroxisome fission; endocytosis; mitochondrial fission
Cellular component (GO): membrane; cytoplasm; mitochondrion
Molecular function (GO): microtubule binding; GTPase activity
Source: RefSeq, a predicted model, not a curated record
AUGGACAAAGGCACGGACGCAAAGAACGUCCUCAUGGGCAAGGUGAUUCCAGUAAAACUGGGCAUCAUUGGCUGCGUUAAUCGCUCACAGCAGGACAUUAACGAGCGGAAGAGCAUCGCCAAGGCUCUGGAAGCUGAGCAAAAGUUUCUCCAGAAGCGCUACCCUUCACUGGCUGCCCGACACGGCACAGCUUUCCUCGCAAAGAAGCUUAGCGGGAUUCUUCACAACCACAUCAGCAAGUGCCUGCCAGAUUUGAAAAGGCGAAUUAACACACUUACAUCGGAGUGUGAAGAAAACUUGUACAAAUACGGAGAGGACAUCUCUGAAAAGAAGGACUUAUUUAUUUUCAGUAUUUUGCAGCAGUACUCUAUUGAAUACUGCUCUACUGUUGAAGGGACUAGUGACGCUGAUCUGGAAGUUGAUGAUGAAGUGCUCGGUUGUGGCGCGCUGAUUUGCAAAGCUCUUCACGAAAAUUUUUGUGACACACUUCCAAUGUUUAAGAAGGCUAAAUACUCUAAAAAGAAUAUUCUUACUUACAUAAAAAAUGUUGAAGGAACAUGCCCCGGCAUUUUCAUACCGGACAAGGUUUUUAAAAACCUAGCUAAAAAGGAAAUUCGCAGCUUCUUACAACCAAGUUUGGACUGCGUGGACGCGGUGCACGAAGAACUCUGCAAAACUAAGGAUAAAU